Messenger RNA from Oryzias latipes (Japanese medaka), 2126 nucleotides. The record is from RefSeq and is a predicted model, not a curated record. NCBI's taxonomy places the organism in Eukaryota, Metazoa, Chordata, Actinopteri, Beloniformes, Adrianichthyidae.
UUGAUGAAUCAAAGAAGCCUAAAAGCGGAAACACAGCGCAACAGUACCAAAUAGAUAUUGCACAGUGUUGCUUUUAUUACUUCCUUUAAAUUUCAACACAUGUUUCGGACCGGUUUGUUUUAGGAGGUGAAUGGAGAAAAUGUUUUUGGUGACUUUCACUUUUUUCUUCUCAAAUUUUGCUCAGAGUAUUUGCCUAAAUGUUUCCAGACCCAACAUCGUCAUGGUAAUGAGUGAUGCUUUUGAUGGGCGAUUGUCUUUUGAUCCUGGAAGCAAAGUCGUGCAGCUGCCUUACAUCAACUACCUCAGACAGCUGGGCUCCACCUUUCUGAAUUCUUACACCAACUCCCCCAUCUGCUGCCCCUCCAGAGCAGCCAUGUGGAGCGGUCAGUUUGUUCACCUCACACAGUCAUGGAACAACUACAAGUGUUUAGAGGCUAACGCCACCACAUGGAUGGAUUUACUGGAAGAGAAUGGAUACCUCACUAAAAUGAUGGGAAAGUUGGACUUUACAUCAGGGAGUCACUCUGUCAGUAACCGGGUUGAGGCGUGGACACGAGAUGUCCCGUUCCUGUUGACCCAGGAGGGUCGGCCUGUUUCUCAGCUCGUGGGGAACAUGUCCACCAUAAAGGUGAUGAAGAAGGACUGGCAAAACACAGAUCAGGCGUCACAGUGGAUCCGUCACAGAGCCGCCUUCUCAAAUCAGCCUUUUGCUCUUUAUCUCGGCCUCAAUUUACCUCAUCCAUAUAAAACGGAAUCCCUGGGACCUACUGCUGGUGGAUCCACCUUCCGUAGCUCACCAUACUGGCUCUCAAAGGUGUCACACGAGCUUGUCUCUGUGCCUAAAUGGCUGCCGAUGGCUGCCAUGCACCCUGUCGAUUACUACUCAACCCUCACCAAAAACUGCAGCGGGGAUUUUACUGAGGAGGAAAUCAAAAGCAUCCGCGCCUUCUACUAUGCCAUGUGUGCAGAAGCAGAUGCCAUGCUGGGGGAGGUGAUUUCAGCCCUGAGAGAGUCCAAGCUGCUUAGCAACACAGUUGUGAUCUUCACCGCUGACCACGGAGAACUAGCUAUGGAACACAGGCAGUUCUACAAGAUGUCAAUGUUUGAAGGCAGUUCCCAUGUCCCUCUGCUCGUCAUGGGGCCUGGAUUGAUGUCAGACCUGCAGGUCAAUCAGCCCGUCUCUUUGGUUGACCUCUAUCCCACUGUGCUGGAAAUUGCUGAUAUUUCAGCAUUAAGCCAUCUGAGCGGCUACUCCCUUCUGCCUUUAAUAUCCAAGUCCAGAGGUAUUUCAAAGAAGCAGCAUCCAGGCUGGGUUUUAAGUGAAUACCACGGUUGUAAUGUGAACGCCUCUACAUACAUGCUUAGAAGUGGUCAGUGGAAAUACAUUGUCUAUUCAGAUGGGAUCAGUCUCCCACCACAACUUUUUGACCUUUCGCUGGACAAGGAUGAGCUUCACAAUGUGGUUCAUAAAUUCCCAGAUGUGCAGUCGCGUCUGGAGAGUUUACUACGCAGCAUUGUUGACUAUCCGCAAGUCUCUUCAACGGUCCAUUUGUACAAUAAAAAAGCAUUUGGUAAAUGGCGAUGGGGUUUGGGAAAAAACUACAGCCAUGUUAUUGCUGGACUUAGGUGGCAUGUGGACUGGCAAAAAGAUGUGUUAGCUCAUGAGAAAGCUAUUGAAACAUGGUUAAAUGGCACCUUAUGAACAUUUUAAAUCAAUACUAAUGGUGACUUUUAAAAGGUCUAUUUUGAUUUAACCUUUGCUCAAGCAUGUUUUACAGUAAAAGCUCUUGUAAAGCUUUAUGUCUUAUGAUUAAAAAAAAGUAAGAUUUUUAUGUAAAGAAAUAUUUUUAAAAGAUAUUUUCCAAAAUGUUUUAAGCUUUUAGUCUUGCACUAACUUCAAGUUAUACAAUUUUUGUGUCCGUGCAUAUUGUGUGCUUUUUUUGUAAAAAAUAAUAACACACUAUGACCAUAUUACUGUUUUAAUAUUUUUUAUUUAUCUAUUUAUUUUUCCAUUAAAAAAUCAAAAACGAACAAAAAAGUCUACCCAUGAACCGAACGUAAUCAAAUGUAUGCACGCGGCAGGCCAAACGGGGCUUUUAUUUUGAAAUAAAGUUAUCUGGCUCUAG